This is a messenger RNA of Chenopodium quinoa (quinoa), 1388 nucleotides long. RefSeq names its product gamma-glutamylcyclotransferase 2-3-like. Gene Ontology annotation, molecular function: glutathione specific gamma-glutamylcyclotransferase activity; gamma-glutamylcyclotransferase activity. The record is from RefSeq and is a predicted model, not a curated record. NCBI's taxonomy places the organism in Eukaryota, Viridiplantae, Streptophyta, Magnoliopsida, Caryophyllales, Amaranthaceae. Gene Ontology annotation, cellular component: cytoplasm. The coding region runs from base 482 to 1042 and encodes 186 amino acids. The transcript has 8 exons. Gene Ontology annotation, biological process: glutathione catabolic process.
AUAGCAAGGUAAUUGAAGAACACACAUAAUUUUUAAUUUUUUUUUUGGUUAUUUUGCAAUGUUUAAUGAAGUCACAUUCAAGUUAAUUAUACGAUAUUUGUUGUUUAGAAUGUAUUUUAUUAGGAAUUUAAUGGUGUAUUCGUUCUUUGAUUCAUUCAAUUUGACUUGAAUUGAAAAUUAGGAUUUUUCAUAAUGAAAUUGUGGGGCACAUGCUCGGAAAACUGGUCAGAGUAUAGGUCGGGUGGUUAAACCUACAAUUUUAUAAAAUAAUUAAAAAAAAAAAAACCCUACAGUACCACUCUUUGUAAAAACAAAACAAUUCAAAUACUCGCUUCGAUUCUUCACUUUUUAAAUUACAACAAUCUCUCUCCUCUUAAGCUAUACGAGUACAGAGAAGCACUUUACAAGUGUACGUGUACACUCAAGUUCAGAUUUCUGAAUGAUAGAAUAUAAUCUAAUUGGUUAGAUAAAAAAAAAAAAAAUGGUGUUAUGGAUUUUUGGAUACGGGUCAUUGAUAUGGAAAGCAGGGUUCAACUACGAUGAACGCCUUUCUGGGUUUAUUAAGGGCUAUCGCCGUGUUUUCUAUCAAGGAAGUACUGAUCACAGAGGAACACCUGAUUACCCAGGAAGAACUGUCACAUUAGAGCCAGCUUCUCAUGAAAUUUGUUAUGGAGUUGCUUACAAGGUUUCCCAAAAGGAGGAUAUUGAAACUGCAAUCUCGUAUUUGGAGGUGAGAGAGAAACAAUAUGACCAAAAGGUUUAUUUGGAUUUUUAUACGGAAUCAACCAGUUCAACACCAGCUGUGAGCAAUGUGUUGGUAUAUGUAGCCUCUUCGGAUAAAAAGACGAAUCAAAACUACUUGGGUCCUGCACCAUUAGAGGAGUUAGCCAAGCAAAUUGUGCAUGCAGAAGGCCCCUCUGGGCCAAACAGAGACUAUCUGUUUCAGCUUGAGAAAGCACUAAUUGAACUCGGAUGCAAGGAUGCACAUGUAAUGGAUCUUGCUAGGGAAGUGAGAUGCAUUCUCUCAAAGGAGGUGAGGUGAAGAGCUCUGAGGAUGGCGAUCUUUGUGAAUUAAAAUGAAAACAUUGCUGCCUUGAUUACCUUCUGGCAAGCCCCUCAAAACUAAAUGUUAUUGCUUCAAAUAUUUGAAACAUUAUUCUCCCCAGGCCUUCGCCUAGGAAGCCAUUAAGAUACGAUCGUUGUUAAAAACACCUCUUUGUUCCAAAUAUUUACAAUUAGGGAUUGGAGCUUUUUUUUUUAGUCAGCAACUAGGUUAGUUCCUGUGCUAUGCACGGUAAUUUUAAGACUUUUAUUGGUGUAACAAUAUAAUUAUAAUUAUCGUUAGUGCUUGUAACAUAAUAAUUCGUAUUUAAUUUCAAAAAUUAAAU